Hordeum vulgare subsp. vulgare (domesticated barley) is the source of this 1617-nucleotide messenger RNA. Its product is annotated as probable galacturonosyltransferase-like 3. The record is from RefSeq and is a predicted model, not a curated record. Gene Ontology annotation, molecular function: glycosyltransferase activity. The coding region runs from base 114 to 1136 and encodes 340 amino acids. NCBI's taxonomy places the organism in Eukaryota, Viridiplantae, Streptophyta, Magnoliopsida, Poales, Poaceae. The transcript has a single exon. Gene Ontology annotation, cellular component: Golgi apparatus.
ACGGUGCCGUGCCCAUCCAAAUUCCAUUCUCCUCUCCGUUCUUUACCUCCCCCCCUCUCUCGGAUGGGAGGGGAAUAAUAAAGGCGCAACCCCAUCCACCCCACGCCCCCGCAAUGCGCCUCCUCGCCGCGCUCCUGCUCUUCGCCGCGGCGGCGGCGGCGGCCGCGGCCGAACUGCCCGAGUUCAGGGAGGCGCCGGCGUUCCGCAACGGCGCGGGGUGCGCGGGGGCGCCCACGAUCCACAUCGCCAUGACCCUCGACGGCACCUACCUGCGCGGCUCCCUCGCGGGCGUCCUCUCCGUGCUCCGCCACGCCGCCUGCCCGGAGUCCAUCGCCUUCCACUUCGUCGCCUCCUCGGCCUCCCCGGCCCGCCGCCUCGCCAGGCUCCGCGCCGCGCUCGCCGCCGCCUUCCCCACGCUCCCCGCCACCGUGCACCGCUUCGACGCCCGCCUCGUCCGCGGCAGGAUCUCCUCCUCCGUCCGCCGCGCCCUCGACCAGCCCCUCAACUACGCCCGCAUCUACCUCGCCGACAUCCUCCCCCGCUCCGUCCCCCGCGUCCUCUACCUCGACUCGGACCUCCUCGUCGUCGACGACGUCGCGCGCCUCUGGGCCACCGACCUCGGCCCCGACGCCGCCCUCGCCGCGCCCGAGUACUGCAACGCCAACUUCACCCUCUACUUCACCGACGCCUUCUGGCGCCACCCCGGCUACCCCACCGUCUUCGCCAACCGCACGCGCGCGCCCUGCUACUUCAACACCGGGGUCAUGGUCAUCGACCUCGACAGGUGGCGCGCCGGCGGGUACACGGCCAAGCUCGAGUACUGGAUGGACGUGCAGAAGCAGGAGGCCAGGAUAUACGAGCUCGGGUCUCUCCCGCCCUUCCUCCUGGUGUUCGCCGGCGACGUGAAGGCCGUGCAGCACAGGUGGAACCAGCACGGCCUCGGCGGGGACAACGUGGCAGGCCAGUGCCGGGAGUUGCACCCGGGGCCGGUGAGCCUGCUGCACUGGAGCGGCAAGGGGAAGCCGUGGCUGCGGCUCGACGCUGGCCGCCCGUGCCCGCUGGACGCGCUCUGGGCGCCCUACGACCUUCUCCGCCGCGGCGGCGCCCGUGACGACCUGCUCGCCGCCGUGGCCUGACAAUGAGCGGCACACGUCGCUGGAGUGACAAGUCAGUCGUCCGAGUCCGGAUCACGGCCCAUGACCCGGCUCGGUUGCGGCGUCGCCGUCGUCGGGGUCGGUGUCGGUGACUCGGUGUAGGGGCAGUGACGGACGGACACGCCGUACAUGGUGGCCUCACAGGAUGGGAUGGGCCCGGCGCGGGCCCAGGUGGACAAUUUUAUGGCUAUGGUUGGAGUGGCCCUUUCGGUACUGACAUCUAGGCCCGCGUGCUGCUGACGGACGUGUCGAGGUUUUUGCUGUGACGGGCGCUGAGAUCUCGCCAGAUGCAGCGGCGGGUCGUGUACAGCUGUUGUUUUUUUUUUUUUUUUUGCCUGUUGGGGGAAUAUCUUAUUUGAUUCCAUUCGUUUUCUGUUAAGAUCGAAAUCUGUAACAGAUGUACCUUAUCUAUAGUAACACUAUAACACUGCCAAAAAUAAUCGAGGGGAUAUUUUUGUUUGCA